AUGACAAAGCGUGAGGAGAAUUCUCAACCCAAGAUGUUAGAAGGUGCAAAAUCAAUAGGUGCCGGAGCUGCUACAAUUGCUUCAGCGGGAGCUGCUAUCGGUAACAUAAUGGCAAUGUAUCGGACUGCAAAUCCUGGAAUGACGGUUCGACCCCGUCCUUGGCCUCUCCUUUUAGUCGAGUUACUAAAGUACCUCGGGGAGCGGCGAGCAGCACUCCACCUUAAUGAAUCAAAUGGCAUAAGUAAGGGGUUCCUCCGCUUCGCCAUGCAAUCCCAGGAAUCAGACUGGAAGCUACCAACUGAUCCCACCAUGCCUAGGAAUUCCCAUCGAACGGAGAGAGAUAGAUUCAACAGAGGGGUUCUUCCAGCUUCGCUGAAGAAGCUAGGUUCCUCCGCCCCAUGGUUGAUCGAAGGUCCUAUGCCACUGAAACUCAAAUCUAUCUGA
Messenger RNA from Microthlaspi erraticum, 444 nucleotides. The record is from the annotation of a GenBank genome assembly. NCBI's taxonomy places the organism in Eukaryota, Viridiplantae, Streptophyta, Magnoliopsida, Brassicales, Brassicaceae.